Messenger RNA from Didymosphaeria variabile, 1614 nucleotides. RefSeq lists its product as uncharacterized. The coding region runs from base 1 to 1614 and encodes 537 amino acids. The record is from RefSeq and is a predicted model, not a curated record. NCBI's taxonomy places the organism in Eukaryota, Fungi, Ascomycota, Dothideomycetes, Pleosporales, Didymosphaeriaceae. The transcript has 3 exons.
AUGGCCGGGGACGCGAAUAGCCCGGCCGACGAUGGCCCAGCCGAUCAUACCGAUGGAAGUGCCUCGCAACCGCCUACGAAGAAGCGCCGGACUGGCACUUCGUCCAGAGGCGUCGCCAACCUCACCCCAGAACAACUUGCUCGGAAGCGCGCCAACGACCGCGAGGCGCAACGUGCCAUACGCGAGCGCACCAAGAAUCAGAUCGAUGCAUUGAACAGGCGCAUCCAGGACCUCGAGAGCCAGCAGCCCUACCAGAACCUCCAGCAUGUGCUGCGUGAGAAAGACCAAGUCGUCGCCGAGCUGCAGGAUGUGCGAAAGCGUCUGGAAAGCAUCAUUUCGUUAGCCUCACCGGUCCUACGCGGCCCGAGUGGCCUCAGUGAAUUGGCAGCAGCAGCGACUCGCUCGCCCCUUUCCGUUCCUCCAUCCCACCCACCUGCUUCGCAUCCCCACGAUCCACGCGCCCUCAACACCACACUCGGCGAGAUAGCUGCUGCUGCCUCUCCCCAGAAUGGCGUGCACUCACCCAGCGUCGGCGAGGGGCCGCGUCACUGGGGUUACACCGGUGACCCACCUCCCAGCCAUGACCGCCGCUGGUCUGCCGAUGGCGCCCACUAUCACCAUGAGCGCGUCUCCCACGGUACACCUGAGUUGCCCUUCGAUCAGAUGCCUUUCGACAAUGAUAAGCGGAUGGGCGUGAACUUCCUCUUGGAGAAUAAUGGCCAGUCGCGGCACUUGGAUCCCAGCUUGCCUCCUCCCCCUCCUCCAAUUACUGUCACAACCAACAGCCUGGGAAGUGGCCUCGGUCAUCACGCGCCAAUCUUGGUACCUCAUCUCACCCUGCCACGCAAUGUGCCCACGACCUGCCCGCUUGAUGCCAUUCUGCUUGAUUUCCUGACCGAACGCCAGCAGCGUGCUGCACAAGGUGAUCAUAUUAAGACUUUGGUAGGGCCACAGUACCCUAAUUUUACGCCCAUUGUCUAUCCAGAACGGAACAUCGAGGCCCAUCCAUUGUCAAAAUUGUUCACGGAUAUAUUGCGCACCUUUCCGGACAUUUGCGGGCUUCCUGAGCAGGUUGCCAUCGUCUACAUUAUGUUCCUGGUCAUGCGUUGGCAGAUCGAACCGACAGCAGAGAAUUACGACAGGCUACCAGAUUGGGUCACACCGCGAGCUUCGCAGCUCUUCGUUCCUCACGCGGUUUGGAAUGACCAUUUGCCAUGGCCCAAGUUGCGCGACCGCUUGAUCAAUUCUCAAACGUCGGUGCCGUUUGAUGCUUUCUUCAUACCGUUCACCACCACCAUCUCCUUGAAUUGGCCGUAUCAACCAAAGGAUGUUCUACUCCCAGCGUCUAAGCUCUAUACCUCUUCGUUGUCUACCACGUCUUCUAUCCCAGCGUCGAGCCCGUUCUCCACUGCCGUACACGCUGGCUCUCCCGUGGGACCCGCUACGCCUCACGCUGCCAGUACGCCCGGCACUACCAAGGAGGAAGAUGAGUGGCUUAUCAAUCCCGCUUUUGAGAGCCACCUCCGCAACCUCAACAACUGGAGCCUGGGUCCUGCCUUCCGCUCUGCCUUUCCAGCCUUCGGCGAUGCAGUUCGCAUCAAAGAAGGGCGCUAG